Molecule: messenger RNA, 7946 nt
Organism: Camarhynchus parvulus
Lineage: Eukaryota; Metazoa; Chordata; Aves; Passeriformes; Thraupidae
Gene: ANK1
Product: ankyrin 1
Exons: 43
Coding region: 100-5820 (1906 amino acids)
Biological process (GO): signal transduction
Molecular function (GO): protein binding
Source: RefSeq, a predicted model, not a curated record
CCCCUCUCAUGCUUGGUUUUGGCUGCAGCAUUCAGCACUGGUGGGUCGAUGAGAGCUGCAGACUGGCUGUGCAGGGUGAGCUGACCUUCUCCUGCAGUGAUGACAUGCAUGCAUUGCCUGAGGGCUGAUGCUGCAACCAGUUUCUUGAGAGCUGCAAGAUCUGGGAACCUGGACAAAGCCUUGGAUCACCUCAGGAAUGGGGUAGAUAUUAACACCUGUAACCAGAAUGGGCUGAACGCCCUGCACCUGGCCUCCAAGGAGGGCCACGUCAAAAUGGUGGUGGAGCUGCUGCACAAGGAGAUCGUCCUGGAGACAACGACCAAGAAGGGAAACACAGCCCUGCACAUUGCUGCCUUGGCUGGACAGCAGGACGUGGUCCGGGAGCUGGUGAACUAUGGGGCCAACGUCAAUGCCCAGUCCCAGAAAGGCUUCACACCUCUCUACAUGGCAGCGCAGGAGAACCACCUGGAAGUUGUGAAGUUCUUGCUGGAAAAUGGAGCCAACCAGAAUGUAGCCACAGAGGAUGGCUUCACUCCACUGGCCGUGGCUCUCCAACAAGGACAUGAGAACGUGGUUGCCCACCUUAUCAACUACGGGACGAAGGGCAAGGUGCGCCUGCCCGCCCUGCACAUCGCAGCCCGCAACGACGACACCCGCACGGCUGCUGUGCUGCUGCAGAACGACCCCAACGCUGAUGUCCUCUCCAAGACUGGAUUCACCCCUUUGCACAUUGCAGCCCACUAUGAGAAUCUCAGCGUGGCCCAGCUGCUGCUGAACCGUGGAGCCAGUGUCAACUUCACACCCCAGAAUGGGAUCACUCCCCUGCACAUCGCUUCCCGCCGGGGCAACAUCAUCAUGGUGCGGCUGCUGCUGGACCGUGGGGCCCAGAUCGAGACAAGGACCAAGGAUGAGCUGACCCCUCUCCACUGUGCAGCACGCAACGGACACGUGAGAAUUGCAGAGAUCCUCCUGGACCACGGGGCUCCCAUUCAAGCCAAAACCAAGAAUGGCCUGUCGCCCAUCCACAUGGCAGCCCAGGGUGACCACCUGGACUGCGUGCGCCUGCUGCUGCAGUACAGCGCCGACAUCGACGACAUCACCCUGGAUCACCUCACGCCGCUGCACGUGGCCGCUCACUGUGGGCACCACCGCGUGGCCAAGCUGCUGCUGGAGAAGGGGGCCAAGCCCAACUCCCGAGCCCUGAAUGGCUUCACGCCCCUCCAUAUUGCCUGCAAGAAAAACCACAUCCGAGUGAUGGAGCUGCUGCUGAAGACGGGUGCCUCCAUUGAUGCCGUCACAGAGUCUGGCCUGACCCCCCUGCAUGUGGCUGCCUUCAUGGGUCACCUGCCCAUCGUCAAGACUCUGCUGCAGCGUGGAGCCUCUCCUAAUGUGUCCAACGUGAAAGUGGAGACUCCUCUACACAUGGCAGCCAGAGCUGGGCACACAGAUGUGGCAAAGUACCUGCUGCAGAACAAAGCCAAAGCCAAUGCCAAGGCCAAGGAUGACCAGACUCCUCUGCACUGUGCUGCACGCAUCGGCCACACUGGCAUGGUCAAACUCCUCCUGGAGAACAACGCCAACCCCAACCUGGCCACCACAGCAGGGCACACGCCCCUGCACAUCACUGCCAGAGAGGGGCACAUGGACACAGCCCUGGCCCUGCUGGAGAAGGGAGCCUCCCAGACCUGCAUGACCAAGAAAGGAUUUACCCCUCUCCACGUUGCAGCCAAGUAUGGAAAGGUGGAUGUGGCUGAGUUGCUGCUGGCGCACAACGCUCAGCCCAAUGCAGCAGGGAAGAAUGGCCUGACUCCACUGCAUGUGGCUGUGCACCACAACAACCUGGAGAUUGUCAGGCUGCUACUUCCCAAGGGCAGCUCCCCACACAACUCAGCCUGGAAUGGGUACACGCCCCUGCACAUCGCUGCCAAGCAGAACCAGAUGGAAGUGGCCAGCAGCCUGCUGCAGUAUGGGGCCUCUGCAAACGCUGAGUCCAUGCAGGGAGUCACUCCCUUGCACCUGGCUGCCCAGGAGGGCCACGCCGACAUGGUGGCUCUGCUUUUCUCCAAACAAGCCAACGGCAACCUAGGCAACAAGAGUGGCCUGACUCCUCUCCAUCUCGUGGCCCAAGAGGGGCAUGUGCUGGUUGCUGAUGUCCUGGUGAAACAUGGAGUCACAGUGGAUGCAGUGACCAGGAUGGGCUACACCCCACUGCACGUGGCCAGCCAUUAUGGGAACAUCAAGCUGGUGAAGUUUUUGCUGCAGCACCAAGCAGAUGUCAAUGCCAAGACUAAGCUGGGCUACACCCCCCUGCACCAGGCAGCGCAGCAGGGCCACACGGACGUGGUGACGCUGCUGCUGAAGCACGGCGCGUCCCCCAACGAGAUCAGCACAAAUGGCACCACUCCCUUGGCCAUCGCGAAGCGCCUCGGCUACAUCUCUGUCACCGACGUGCUCAAGAUUGUCACGGAGGAAACCGACAUCCCGUCCAUUGGCGACAAGCACCGCAUGAGCUUCCCAGAGACUGUAGACGAGAUUCUGGAUGUGUCAGAGGAUGAAGGCACUGCUCAUGUCACAGUAAUGGAGGAAGAGCUGGUUGCACCAAAGCCCAAGACACCUGAUCUCAGAGAGCAGGAAGGCAAAAGAGAGCUACUGGAGUUCAUGGCCACAACGACACUGGAGCAAACGGUGGAGUCUCCAGCUGUCCUGCAGGUCCCCUGUGUCCCACCUGAAACUGUGGUGACCAGAGCUGAGGAGACUGAGCAGGUAGGACCUGUGGAGACAGAAGCUGAGCAAGUCAGCCUGCUGCAUGCACCCUCGGUGUCCCCACAGGAGCCCUCCAAAGAGUUCGAUGAGGACUCUCUGAUCCCCAGCAGCCCAGCCACGGAGACCUCAGAUAACAUCAGCCCUGUGGCCAGCCCCGUGCACACAGGGUUCCUGGUGAGCUUCAUGGUGGAUGCUCGUGGUGGCUCCAUGCGGGGCAGCCGGCACCAUGGGCUGCGCGUGGUCAUCCCGCCCCGCGCCUGCGCUGCGCCCACCCGCAUCACCUGCCGCCUGGUGAAGCCCCAAAAGCUGCCUGCACCCCCUCCCCUGGCUGAGGAGGAGGGUCUGGGCAGUCGGAUCAUUGCUCUGGGGCCUGCUGGUGCCCAGUUCCUCAGCCCUGUCAUCGUGGAGAUCCCACACUUUGCCUCCUAUGGGCGUGGGGACCGUGAGCUGGUGGUGCUGCGCAGCGAGAACGGCUCCGUGUGGAAGGAGCACCGCAACCGCUACGAGGAGAGCUACAUGGACCAGCUGCUCAAUGGCAUGGACGAGGAGCUGGAGAGCCAGGAGGAGCUGGACAAGAAGAGGGUCUGCCGCAUCAUCACCACCGACUUCCCUCUCUACUUUGUGGUCAUGUCCCGGAUUUGCCAGGACUGCGACAUGAUUGGCCCUGAGGGAGGGUGUUUGAAAAGCACGCUGGUGCCCAUGGUGCAGGCCACCUUCCCAGACGCCGCUGUCACCAAGAGAGUGAGGCUGGCCCUGCAGGCACAGCCUGUGCCCGAUGAGUUGGUGACCAAGCUGCUGGGGAACCAAGCGACCUUCAGCCCCAUUGUCACUGUGGAGCCACGGCGGAGGAAGUUCCACCGCCCCAUCGGCCUCCGGAUCCCGCUGCCGCCAUCCUGGAAGGACAAUCCCCGAGACAGCGGCGAGGGCGACACCACCAGCCUCCGUCUGCUCUGCAGUGUGAUCGGAGGGACAGCCCAAGCCCAGUGGGAAGACAUAACAGGCACCACAAAGCUAGUCUACGAAAAUGAGUGUGCUAAUUUUACCACCAAUGUGUCUGCCAGGUUCUGGCUGGCCGACUGCCCACGCACAGCUGAGGCCGUGCACUUUGCCACCAUGCUGUACAAGGAGCUGACAGCCGUGCCCUACAUGGCCAAAUUCGUGGUGUUUGCCAAGAUGAAUGACGCGCGGGAGGGCCGGCUGCGCUGCUACUGCAUGACUGAUGACAAGGUUGACAAGACUUUGGAGCAGCAUGAGAACUUCACUGAGGUGGCCCGCAGCAGGGACAUUGAGGUGGUGGAGGGAAUGCCUUUGCACGUGGAACUCUCAGGGAACCUGGUGCCUGUCAAGAAGGCUGCUCAGCCCCGUAGCUUCCUCUUCCAGUCCUUCCGGGAGAACCGUCUCGUCAUUCCCAUCAAGGUCAGGGACAGCAGCAGGGAAGCCAGCGGUUCCCUGUCCUUCUUGCGCAAGGCCAUGAAAUACGAGGACCUCCAGCACGUGCUCUGCCACCUGAACAUCAGCAUCCCACCCUGCAGCAAGGGAAGUGGCAGUGAUGAGCGAAGGAGGACACUGACCCCAUUGUCCCUGCGGGAGCGAUACAGCAUCCUAAGUGAGACCAGUUUUGGCUCUCUGAGCAGCACAGACAAGGCAGACCAGAAGAUGGUUGACAUAGCAGAGCAGCUGGGCCUCAGCUGGGCAGAGCUGGCACGUGAGCUGCAGUUUGGGGUGGAUGACAUCAACAGGAUACGUGUGGAGAACCCCAACUCCCUCCUGGAGCAGAGCAUUGCCUUACUCAACCUCUGGGCCAGCCGUGAGGGCAAGAAUGUCAAGAUUGAGAACCUGUACACGGCGCUGAGGAACAUCGACCGCAGCGAGAUCGUCAACAUGCUGGAGGGCUCGGGCCGGCAGAGCCGCAGCCUCAAGGGGAGCUGGCGCUACUCAGACAGAGACUACUCCCUCUCACCAUCCCAGAUGAAUGGUUACGCUUCACUGCAGGACGAGCUGCUGUCCCCUGCCUCCCUGCAUUACACACUGCCAUCCCCGCUGCGUGCCGACCAGUACUGGAAUGAGGUGGCCAUCAUGGAUGCUAUCCCCAUGGCUGCCACUGAGCAGGAUGCCCUGAUGGAGAUGUCCGACAUGCAGGUGUGGUCCUCGGGGCUCACCCCCUCGCUGGUGACUGCUGAGGACUCCUCUCUGGAGUGCAGCAAGGCUGAGGACUCGGAUGCCACGAGCGAAGGCCGCUUCCCAGGGCAGCUCCUAGCAGAUGCUCAUGGCCCAGACCACAUGGGCUCUAUGGACCUGGUUGAGGAUGACACAGUGGACUCAGAUGCCAUGAAUGGCCUGAUUGACCUUCUAGAGCAGGAGGAGGGGCAGAGGCCAGAGGGGAAGAUGCCAUCUGGUGAUCAUCACCCAGGGACUGGGGAGCAGGACCCGGAGAGUGAAGUCUCUUUUGUUUCAGUUCAGGAGAAGGUGCAAACCAGGAUCAUGACAUCACCUACCUUUAGCCAUGAUGUGGAGAAGAGUGCAGACAGGCUGAGGGACUGGAAUGCAGAAGGCUCCUUUAUCUCCUGCCUACAGGACCUGACAGCGGGCUCCUGGCAGGAGGGAGUCACCCGAAGGCUGCUCCCAACGCACGCCACAGCCUCUGGGGCGCAGGGCCAGCAGCAAGAGCAGGUCCUGGUGGCAGCCACGGAGCUGAUGAGGGUCAGCUCUGCGGAGGACAGCGCCUGGCAGCCCCAGCACCCCACGGGCGGCUGGCAGGAGGAGCCCCACAGCCGCUUCUUUGGGCAGGGGAAUGAAGCCCUUCAUCUGCCUGGAGAGCAGGUGACUGAGGAGCAGUUCACGGACGAUCAAGGCAAUAUCAUCACCAAGAAGAUUAUCCGGAAGGUGGUGCGCCAGCUGGGCCCUGGUGACAGGCAGGAGCAGGAGGAGCUGAUCCUGGAGGGCUCCCUGCAGGAGCCCCAAGACCUGGAGGCUGAGGAUGAUCACUUCAUGAAAUACUCCAUCCUGCACCGGGAUGGUCUGGGCGCCAAGGAUCACACCUCAACACCAAACCACUGAACUUCACCCACGUUCUGACACAUACCUGAGGAGAGAGGAGAGGAGAGCAGAGAGUGGAGGGGAGCAGGGCUGGCUGUACAUGUUUCUAUAGGCUAAUGGCAUGAUUCCUGUAUGAGAUAUACUUACCCUCCUAUCCGCAUGACUGACUGACUGCAAGACGCAUGAGCUACAGUACUUCAAACAGAUGAGGGGCCUCCAUCCUUGCCCCAGAGACAGCACCACACACCAGGGGCAUGCUCUCAGCUCCCUGGGGAGGCAAGAGCUGGAGCAGAAGAGAAGGAGAGGGAAGGAGAUUGCACCUCCGUGUGUAGAUGCAUCCCCAGGUGUGAGCUCCAGCUGCAGGAGGAAAGCUGGGACAGCAUGGCCCAGCUCAGCGUGGAAGGAGAGGUGCUUGGCCCCCCCUGCAAAUGCCUGUGCUGCCUCUGCUGGACUUGCUUCUCGUCCCUCCCCGUGAGUGUUGGGUUUUGGGGAGGGCAGCAGUGGCCGGAGGGUGCAAGGGGAGGCUGCAGGGAGCACGGCUGCCCUGGGCAGAGGGACUGCUGCAGGGCUGCCCUUCCUCUCCCCAGCACGUGCAAAGUCUCCCAUCAGGGCAGAGCACUGAGCUCGUUGCUUAUGUCGAAAGUGUAAACUGUACAGCAAUCAGCCUUGUGUAUAUGAACCAAUAAAUACUAUGCAAACCCCUAGGGACACUCUAGCAGUAUGUACAAAGCACUGACAGCUCUGCUCUCAUAUACCUCUUCAGGCUGCAGGGUGGGCAAAGCCUUUGGCAUAUUGGAGCAGGAAGGCUGUAGGAGUGAGAGGGCAGCAGCCUGCCCCUGUCCUGUGCCCCUCUGCCUGAGCCUGGCCCCUUCCUGGCCUGAAGAGGGGGGGCUAGAGGUGCAGUGCCAUGCCCCAGCCCCAGUUUGUGUUGGCUCCAGCUGGGUUGAAGCCGUAGAGCUGCGCUGAGGUGCUUGGGGCCCAGGGAGGACGUGCAGUGAGAGAGAGAGCGGGAGGUGCUUGUGCCACAACGUGGGGUUGUGCCUAGCUCUACUCAGCACAAUAUCUGCUCAGGAGAUGAGCCAGGAGCUAGCAAUAGCCAGCAGCUGUGCAAUAUGCACCCCAGGCAAGGGCUUUGCAGGGACCCUGGCCUCCCUGCAAGGGGGGGUAACAGCCCUGGAUCUGACUCUGCCGGGACCAAACCCAGAGCCACGGGAGCUGCUGCUGCCCCGGUGGCUGCAUUUUCUCCAGGUGGAAUCUGCCUGAGCCCUGGGGGCUGGGGCAGCCUCCAGGCUGCUCUCUGUGCUGGGCAGAGCUGCCCAGGCAGCUCAGAGCUGGGCAGGACAGUGACCCUGUUGUAAUACUUGACCCCAGGAGAGCAGGGAGAAGGUAGUGGCACUUGCUCCCAGGUCCCUGCCCCCAGCUGAUGCGGGGACCUGGCCCUUUGUAGCACAGUGAUGUGGGGACCCCCUGCUCUUUCUCCUGGAAGAGGCCACGGCCCUGCUUUGCAGAGUCCGAGUUUGUUCUCUGUGGCCAGGUGCAGAACAGGCGCCCCUCCAGCUUCAGGCUCCGUGCUGGUGGCCUUGGCAGGGCAGCCCUGCCUUUCAGUGGGUGCACAUCUGCUGGGAGAGCCCCUGGCUGCCCUGCAAGCCUCGCUGCAGCCAAGCCACUGACCCAGCUUAGCCUCGGAGAGCAAAGCAGUCCCCUCCCCGCCCCGAAGCUGAGCCAUACAGGCACAGACUCUCCAUCCAUCACCCUCGCUGCGUACAAUAACCUCCCUAGACCCACUGCAGCAGCUGACUCCGUAGCAUCACCCUAGAGUUGUGUGUGGGUCCAGUGCUUUGGCCUUGUGUAUGCCGUAGGGAAUGUGCUGUGCUGCAACCGUGCCAGGCACCUGCAGUGACAUUGCUUCGCGCUCAGAUUGCUUGUAGGGCUGGUAGGGGGAGGCUGCACCCGACAUUGAGCCUAGAGAAUGCUGCAGUCUGCACACUAGAAGCUUUUUAGAAGUUUUAAAGAUUACUUUUAUUUUCUUUUUUUAAUUGUUAUGGAAACAAGCCUUUUGGAUCUCCCUGUCUUAGGCCCCUGAUGUAUAGAUCAUUUCCCUGUACACCAGCUAUCAGAAUAUGAAUUAAUAAAGAAAUCAACACAAA